AUGCCAAGCCAUCCAGAGCCAGCCAGCCAGCCAUACACAACAUUCAGAUAUACCCAUGGAUGUCGCCAUGAUGUCGCAGGGUCCAAUCCCCGUCCCGCCCUGUCAAAUGCCAUGCGGAGCUUGGAGCUUGCGGGGCUGAAACGUGCAAGGGCCCGAAAGAGGGUUAGCUUUUCCCCAUAUGUUAAAAGCUUAAAAAUUAAAAAGAUGAUCCUCAACUUCAGAGCAACUACUAGGACUCUGUGCAAAUGGAUGCCUCCGGUCCCGGCCGCCGUGCGUCGAAUUGAGUUGCCUCAAAUAGAUAUCUCCACUACGAUAUCCGAAUCUACAUUGAAUUCUUCUGAGCUUCAUAUGUGUGCACGGUGGGCUGUUUCAAAAGAGAACAAAGCAGGAAGAAGACCAAAUAACGAUGUAAAAUAUGGGCGUAAAACAAAUGUGGUGCUUGGGAAUCAACUUCAAAACCAAAUCAAUCAGCCACACACAAUCUCAUCACAUCGUACACAAUAG
Molecule: messenger RNA, 504 nt
Organism: Paracoccidioides lutzii Pb01
Exons: 2
Coding region: 1-504 (167 amino acids)
Source: RefSeq, a predicted model, not a curated record